Acanthochromis polyacanthus (spiny chromis) is the source of this 1564-nucleotide messenger RNA. It is a transcript of the gene epcam, whose product is annotated as epithelial cell adhesion molecule. Lineage: Eukaryota; Metazoa; Chordata; Actinopteri; Pomacentridae. The record is from RefSeq and is a predicted model, not a curated record. Gene Ontology annotation, cellular component: membrane. The transcript is spliced from 9 exons. The coding region runs from base 273 to 1193 and encodes 306 amino acids.
CAUCUGUGUCAGUUGGACAUCGAUAAUCGGAGCUGAUAUAAUCAAUAAUUAGCUCUGCUCAAGGACACUAUAUAACUCGUCGUGCUCGCGCUCUUUUGAAUAAUUACCUUUGUGUGCGCGCGCUCCAAACAGGUUUGACGGGGACACACCUGAAGAAGAAGAACGACACAGUCUGUACUCCAUUUUUGACCUCAGCGGACGACGGACAGAGACUGCGGACAAAGGAGACCAUUUAUUCUGUUAAUUCCUUCGAGAUUUUUACUUCUUUCAACAUGAAGCUGUGGAUUCUUGUGGUCCUCUCUGCCUUGGCGGCGGGAGCCUCUGCUCAGAGCUGUUCAUGUGAAACUAUGAAGUGGGCCACCUGUGAAGAAAACCCGUGCCGAUGCGAGAUUCUGGUGGGCAACAAUAUGAAACAACCCCUGGACUGCACAAAAUUGAUCCCCAAGUGCGUCCUGAUGAAGGCUGAGAUGUACAGAGCGAAAAAGGGUCUGGAUACUCGUACAGGAGGAAAGCCAGUGGAGUCGGCCUUUGUGGACAACGAUGGCAUCUACGACCCCAUCUGUGAGAGCAACGGCAAAUUCAGGGCCAAGCAGUGCAACAACACUAAGGAGUGCUGGUGUGUCAACAGUGCUGGCGUUCGUCGUACCGACAAGGGAGACGAGGAUCUCAAGUGUGAUGAGCUGGUGGAGACCUACUGGGUCCGUCUUCAGCUGAAACACAAACCAGUGAAAGGUGCAGUGGAUGAGACCAAACUGAAGGGUGCCAUCGCUGAUGCCAUUAAUAAGCGUUACAAGAACUUUGACAAGAGCUUGGUGGACACUGUUGAGUAUGACCCUGAUGCCCGCCUGAUUGUGGUGGAUGUGAAGAAGCCAAUGAAUGACCGUACGGUUGACCUGGCCAACAUGGCCUACUACAUGGAGAAAGAUGUGAAGGUGCUGCCCCUGUUCAAGAACCAGGAGAAGUUUGAGCCCACUGUGGGCAACCAGACGCUGGAGAUGGAGAACAUCCUGGUGUACUAUGUGGAUGAGAAGGCCCCGACUUUCACCAUGAAGCACCUGUCUGGUGGAAUCAUUGCUGUCAUCGUGGUGGUGGUGCUGGCAGUGGUUGCUGGCCUGCUGGUCCUGUUCUUUGCCAGAAGGCGACAGAAUCAGCAAUACAAACAAGCCCAGCAUAGAGAGAUGGAGAACAUGUAAACCAGGAGGAGCCUGUGAAGAUUGAGCUUGUACAGCACCUUUUGGAUGAACUUUCUGCAGUGGGAGUGCCAUUUUUUUUUUUUGUCUUUUUACUUGAGGAAUACAGAUUGUAAAGGAAAGAUCAACUUUCUUCUUUUUUUGGAUAUCUUUGACACUACUGGUAUCGCCACUUAUUUAUAAAUUGUGCAAAUUCGUAACGCAUCAUCCAAUCUAUAUGCCAUGAAGAACUGUGCUUUUAAAAGUGUGCCUGAAACGCGCCACAUUUUAAUGUUAGUACCUGUUGAAUGGUUUAAAUUCCGAGUAAUAGAUUGUACAGUUUCUUACUUACUAAUGUGUUUGUUGGAUUGUUUUUAAUAAAAAUGUUUUAAAGA